Messenger RNA from Fundulus heteroclitus (mummichog), 5164 nucleotides. RefSeq names its product eph receptor A4, like (gene epha4l). Gene Ontology annotation, molecular function: ATP binding; protein binding; transmembrane-ephrin receptor activity. The record is from RefSeq and is a predicted model, not a curated record. The transcript has 16 exons. Bases 6 to 2486 code for a protein of 826 amino acids. Gene Ontology annotation, cellular component: neuron projection; membrane. NCBI's taxonomy places the organism in Eukaryota, Metazoa, Chordata, Actinopteri, Cyprinodontiformes, Fundulidae. Gene Ontology annotation, biological process: negative regulation of axon extension; cell surface receptor protein tyrosine kinase signaling pathway; protein phosphorylation.
GCAUCAUGAAGUUAAACACGGAGGUCCGGGACGUGGGCCCCAUGGGACUAAAGGGUUUCUACUUGGCGUUCCAAGAUGUUGGAGCGUGCAUUGCUCUUGUUUCCGUCAGGGUCUUUUACAAGAAAUGCCCCUUAGCAGUUCGACACUUGGCCCAGUUCCCUGAUACCAUCACUGGUCCCGAUACUUCCUCGCUGGUGGAAACUGGUGGUGCGUGUGUGGAUAAUUCAGUGCCAAGGGAGGUUCCCAAGAUGUACUGUGGAGCUGACGGAGAGUGGUUGGUGCCCAUAGGGAACUGCCUGUGCAAACCUGGAUAUGAGGAACGCAAUUCAGAAUGCCAAGCCUGCAAGAUUGGUUACUACCGUGCUCUGGCCACGGAUGGCUCCUGCUCCAAGUGUCCACUGCACAGUUACUCUGUAAGGGAGGGCUCCACCUCUUGCUUCUGCGACAAGGGAUACUUCCGCUCCGAAACAGACCCGGCAUCCAUGCCCUGCACCCGCCCUCCGACCGCACCUGUCCACCUCAUCUCCAAUGUGAACGAAACCUCCGUCAACCUGGAGUGGAGCCCCCCUCGGAACUCCGGGGGCCGCCAGGACCUGACGUACAACGUCGUGUGCAAGCGCUGCGGGCCUGACGGCCGGCGCUGCCAGCCCUGCGGCAACGGCGUUCACUUUAGCCCCCAGCAGCUGAGCCUGAAGGGGACCAGGGUGUCCAUCAACGAGCUGCAGGCGCACACCAACUACACCUUCGAGGUGUGGGCGGUGAACGGCGUCUCGCCUCAGAGCCCGGGGCCGGAGCAGGCCGUCUCCGUGACUGUCACCACCAACCAGGCUGCUCCUUCUCCAGUAACUUCCAUCCAGGCAAAGGAUAUCACCAGACACACCAUCUCAUUGGCCUGGCAGCCACCAGAAAGGUCCAACGGGGUCAUCCUGGAGUAUGAGGUCAAAUAUUACGAGAAGGACCAGAACGAAAGGAGCUAUCGCAUCAUCAAGACGUCAUCCAGAAGCACGGACAUCAAGGGCCUCACCCCCCUCACCUCCUACGUGUUCCAUGUGCGCGCUCGCACUGCAGCCGGUUACGGGGAAUUCAGCGGGCCCUUUGAGUUCAUGACUAACUCUGUCCCUGCUCCCAUCAUAGGCGACGGGGCCAACUCCACCGUGUUGCUGGUGUCGGUGGUGGGCAGCGUGGUCCUCCUGAUUAUCCUCAUCAGCGCUUUCGUCAUCAGCCGAAGGAGUAAAUACAGCAAAGCUAAGCAGGACUCUGAUGAAGAGAAGCACUUACAUCAAGGAGUCAGGAUAUACGUUGACCCCUUUACCUACGAGGACCCGAACCAAGCCGUCCGCGAGUUUGCCAAAGAGAUUGAUGCCUCCUGUAUCAAGAUCGAGAAAGUUAUUGGCAUUGGGGAGUUUGGCGAGGUCUGCAGCGGCCGCCUGAAAAUGCCCGGCAAGCGGGAGAUCUGCGUGGCCAUAAAGACCCUGAAGGCCGGCUACACCGACAAGCAGAGGAGGGACUUCCUGUCUGAGGCCAGCAUCAUGGGCCAGUUUGACCACCCCAACAUCAUUCACCUGGAGGGCGUGGUCACCAAAUGUACGUUCAGUAAGCCGGUGAUGAUUAUCACGGAGUACAUGGAGAACGGAUCGCUGGAUGCAUUCCUGAGGAAGAACGAUGGUCGCUUCACAGUCAUCCAGCUGGUCGGCAUCCUGCGCGGAAUCGCGUCGGGCAUGAAGUACCUGUCCGACAUGAGCUACGUUCACCGCGACUUGGCUGCUCGCAACAUCCUGGUGAACAGCAACCUGGUGUGCAAGGUGUCUGACUUUGGCAUGUCGCGGGUUCUGGAGGACGACCCGGAGGCUGCCUACACCACCAGGGGAGGCAAGAUCCCCAUCCGCUGGACGGCCCCGGAGGCCAUCGCUUACAGAAAGUUCACCUCCGCCAGUGACGUGUGGAGCUAUGGCAUCGUCAUGUGGGAGGUGAUGUCGUACGGGGAGCGACCGUACUGGGACAUGAGUAACCAAGACGUGAUCAAGGCUAUUGACGAGGGCUAUCGGCUGCCUCCGCCCAUGGACUGCCCCGUGGCUCUCCACCAGCUCAUGCUGGACUGCUGGCAGCGGGAGAGAGGCGACCGGCCAAAGUUCGGACAGAUCGUCAACAUGCUGGACAAGCUGAUACGCAACCCCAACACCCUGAAGAGGACCGGGGGAGAGACUGCUGUCAGACCCAACACCACCCUGCUGGAGCCAGGGAGCCCGGAGGCGUCGUCCGCAGUGGGCACAGUGGAGGACUGGCUGCAGGCCAUUGGCAUGGAGAGAUACAGUGACAACUUCACUGCAGCCGGCUACACCACCCCAGAGGCCGUGGUUCAUAUGACACAGGAGGACAUGGCACGCAUAGGCAUCUCCUCUGCUGCGCAUCAGAACAAGAUCCUGACCAGCGUCCAGGGUAUCCUGUCCCAAAUGCAACAGAUCCAAGGCAGAAUGGUUCCUGUCUGAAAAGAGCAAACCAAGGAAUCAAAAGGACAUUUUUUUCUUAUAAAAGAAUGAACACAUACUAAAAAAGAAUAAAUAUAUAAAAAAAACAGACAAAUAAACUAUGAAGAAAUAGUUUACCUCAUCAAUGCACUUUAAAUUGGAUUUAAAAGAAAAGAAGACCUUGAUGAAGAAAAAAGGGGUGUCUAAAAUGGCACUUUUUCACAAAUCUGACCUUUACUUUGCCCUUUUUGAUCUUUUGAAGAAUGGAACACUUCUGUCGUCAGCAUUUUUUGGAUCCAUGGGGGGGAGGCGGCUGAAAAAGUGCUUCCGAGAGGCCAGUCUGGAGUGCCUUUAAAGGUCUAGAAGGAGGGAGGGAGGCAUUGGGAUCUGACGUUUCUUCCUCCUCUUGGGCAAACUGUUUUCUCUCUGGAUUAAUCCAAGGAGCAGACUUUUUCAAUUUCUUGUGGCUGUGUUUAUUGUACAUGACUUGUUUCUGCGGGACUCACAGAGGCUGCCCCGGCCACCAUUGUUCUCUUUCUCUCUCCGUCAGCUGGAUCUGUUUGAUAUCUCUCGAAAAGUGGAGGACCCUACCUGUGAAUCUCUGAGGUUGAGGGCUGUAUUCUUGGGGGAUAUGCUGGCUUUUUUUUUUUUCUUCCAAGGAACUUUUUGUGGUUUUGCCCCUCUUCUGGCCUUGCUUUUUUUUCCUAGAUCAUAAUGUCCAAUGUCCUGCGGGAAUUACUGAGAAUGUUUUUGAUCUUCCGAAGGAGACUUCCCUCAACCCCCCGUCUUCCCAAAAACAAGCCCUCCUACGACGUCCGUAAACACACAGUUUGGAUUCUUCCAUUUGUCACCCAUCAGAAUCAAAGCCCUCGCCUCGUCGCUACUGCGGGAGCUGCAGACUCUUCCCUCACCACUGUCAACGGACGCUUGUAUGGAAUGCCUGAAUUGGUGGCAUAAAUCGGAGGCGCGAUGAUGGAAUUUACUCUCACUCAACGUGGGGAACGUGGAUAUAAAUGGGCUCACAAACAUCAGCUACAAGAAUAAACAAGAAAAUAAUGGAGGGUUAUUGAAGCUGUCAGCAUGAUGCUGCCGUCCAUCAAAAACACAGGAAUCUGGACCUCGCUUUGCCACGGCUAGAAUCUUUCCCGCUCUUCCUCUACGUCCUCCUUCUUCCUCGUCGUCCCGCUUCCGCCUCAGCCUCACGACCUCUCCUUCGGGGGCUCCUCUUCCACCAACGAGAAGAUAAAUCCAUCCGCAAGCGCCCGGGACGUUCACCGCAACAGCAUCUAGGCUUGACAGCGUAGCCGCUACCGUGCUUGUGGCCGUCCGGCAACGAGCUGGAGAGUUCCUUAGAAUGAAUUUGAGAGCUCAAAAAGAAAAAAAAAGAGACAAGAAGAAGAUUGUAACAUAACAGAGAAAACCUGUUUCGGUGGAUAAUGUACUUUUUUUAAAAUCAUUUGUGAACUUCUUUUUAUUUGAUCUCUUUGCAUGUAGAGUAGCAAGGGUUUAAUUUGUGUGUGAGGAUGAGAUUUCCGUGUGUGUGUGUGUGUGUGCGCGUAUGUGUGUGUGUGUGAGUUCUCCAUUUGUGAUUGUGUCUGUAUUCAUGCCACUGUGGAGAAAGGGGGAUUAACAGAGUUGUAUAGUUUUUGAUAUGAAAAAAAAAAAGAAAAAGCCUGGACUAUAUAUUUUUUUUCUGUUGUGUCAUCCAUGAAAAAAAAAAACAAAAAAAAAAAAAACAGAGAACACAAGAAACGUUGCUCACAUCAUGCAUAUUUUCCUCUGCAACAGCAUUUAAUGAACUGCUUUCUGGAAUGUGACCCGUUUGGAGCGGAUUGCCGUUGGACGCGCGGGGACACGGCCGAGAUACUAAAACGUCUCCAGCGCAUACGAGAAGCACGUCGGGGGUUUGGACUCUCCGUGCUCAUGAUGAAUCAUGGAAGAAACACUUUGUGCAUGUGAGAAUGGUCGCAGUCAAAAGUGACGCACCUGGACAGAACAAAGGAUCGGGGGCGGGGUGGGGUGGGGGGGGGGGGUGUCUGGUGAUUGUUUAAAAAGGAUUUAUUGUUUAAUUUUACAGAGUGCAUCAUACAGCUACAGGAUGAACACAAAGGACCAUGUUCCGUUUCUUCCUUUUCUCCGUAAACUAUACUCCUGCGAAUGUUUCUGAACUCUUGAGAGGCAAUUCAUGUCCACUAGUACACAACACCUCCGUCCUUAAUACUGCACUGAAAUCCUUUCUAGUUGUUUUUUUUCUUUAGAGAGGGGGUAGGGAUAGGGGUUAUCUCUUGAAAACGGACCUGCUUGGAUAUAUGCAAGACAUGCUAGGAAGGAGACGGAAACCAGAAUGUACUGUAAAAUACUUUUUUCCUUUACUUAAAUGUCAAAUAAGUUUAAAAAAGAAGAAGAAAAAAAAAAGAACAUAACGCAAGGGUUAAAGUUUGUCGUUGUAUGCCUUUCCGAUGCCAUAAUGAUCUAGCCAUGUAGAUCUAACAUCCUCUUGAUCCUUUUUGUAUUUUUUCCUUUCUUCAGACAUUAUCAUUUUUUUUUUUUUCCCUUUUUGUUUUGGUCAAGGAGCUAUAGGUACAUGUAACUUAUGUCAUUUAUUUAUGUCCUUUUAUAUCUAGUUUGUAAAAUAAUAGCCUAAAGUGAAGUAAAUAAAAGGGGUGCCAAGGUGCAUUCUUAUUAAAGUAGAAACUAUG